Messenger RNA from Funneliformis geosporum, 606 nucleotides. NCBI's taxonomy places the organism in Eukaryota, Fungi, Glomeromycota, Glomeromycetes, Glomerales, Glomeraceae. The record is from the annotation of a GenBank genome assembly.
AUGACGUUUUUGUUAGCGGGACACGAAACCUCAAGUACUACAACGAGUUGGGCAUUGCUCCUACUCGCACAAAACCCACUUGAACAAGAUUUGUUACGUGAAGAAUUGGUUAAAGCUUUUCCUGACAAGUCAAAAUUUAAUCCCACUUUUGAGGAAAUCAAUUCUUUGGAAUACUUAAAUAAUAUCGUUAAAGAAACCUUAAGAUUAAUUUCUCCAGUUGUAAAAGUUCAACGAUAUAAUACUAAAGAUAAAAUUCUUUGUGGACAAUUUAUUCCAAAGAAUACUAUAAUUGAUAUUCCAAUUUCGACAAUUAAUAAACUCCCUUCGAUUUGGGGUCCAACGGCUGAAAUUUUUGAUCCAAAAAGAUGGUCGGAUCCUUCUUUAACCAAAAACAUAACCAAUUAUAAUUUCAUUCCUUUCCUAACUGGUGCUAGAUCUUGUAUAGGUAAUAAAUUAGCAUUAAACGAAAUUAAGAUAUUAUUAAGUAUUCUCGUUAGAAAUUUUGUUUUUCAACCAGUUGAAGGUUUACACAUCAAGAAAAAAGCUGGGUUUUUCAGUAAACCUGACCCACAUCUCGAAUUGAUUGUUUCUAAAGUUGAAAUUUAA